CUCCACGUUUAUGAACUUCAUCUGUUGACCGGCGUGAGGGAUUUGGAACGCUUUUAACUUGGAACACCAGAAAUUACUGAAUGAUGAAGCUUAAGAGUAUUUUCCUGUUAUUUUUAUCACUUGGACUUCUCCAUGUCAGCAUCUGUGAUACCGAAGAGGAAGACACUGAUGAUGACACAACUGUUGAAGUAGAAGAGGAACCUGUUGUUGUAGAAAAAGUUAAUUAUGUUCCUCCAGUGGUAAAAGGAAAUACAUUCUUUACAGAAACAUUUGAUAAACCAGCAGAUUUUGAGAAAAGAUGGACCAAGUCACAGACUAAGAAAGAUGGUGCUGAAGAAACUAUAGCCAAAUAUGAUGGAAAAUGGUCAGUAGAGGAACCUAAAGAAAGUGCUCUGAGAGGUGAUCAUGGCUUAGUGUUAAAGUCUAAAGCUAAACACCAUGCCAUCUCAUCAAAGCUUAACAAACCAUUUAGAUUUGAAGGAAAACCAUUUGUAGUCCAAUAUGAAGUAAAGUUUCAGAAUGGAUUAGAAUGUGGUGGAGCUUAUGUUAAACUGCUGUCCAUGGAUAAACAGUUAGAGUUGAAACAAUUCCAAGAUAAGACACCUUACACUAUAAUGUUUGGUCCAGAUAAAUGUGGUAUGGAUCAUAAGUUACAUUUUAUAUUCAGACACAAAAAUCCAAAAACAGGAGAGUUUGAGGAGAAGCAUGCUAAGAAGCCUACAGCCAACAUUGACAGCUACUUUACAGAUAAGAAGACGCAUUUAUACAAACUAGUUGUAAAUCCUGACAACAGUUUUGAGAUAUUUGUGGACAAUACCUUAGUCAAUGAAGGAAGCUUAUUAGAAGAUAUGAGUCCACCUGUUAAUCCACCAAAGGAAAUAGAUGAUCCUAAUGACAAGAAAUCUGAUGACUGGGAUGAGAGAGAAAAGAUUCCUGAUCCAGAUGCAGUUAAACCAGAAGAUUGGGAUGAGAGUGAACCAGAGUACAUUAUUGAUGAGUCAGCUACUAAACCUGAUGGAUGGUUAGAGGAUGAACCAGAACUUAUUCCUGACCCUGAUGCUGAAAAACCAGAGGAUUGGGAUGAAGAUAUGGAUGGUGAAUGGGAGCCUCCUCAAAUAGAUAAUACAAAAUGUAAAGAUGCUGUUGGUUGUGGCAAAUGGGAGAGACCACAGGUGAAAAAUCCCAAAUAUAAAGGAAAAUGGAGGCCAGAAAUGAUUGACAACCCUGAUUAUAAGGGAAUAUGGGCUCCAAGAAAGAUCACAAAUCCUGACUUCUUUGAAGAUUUAGAACCAUAUAAAAUGACCCCUAUUCAUGCUUUAGGAUUAGAGUUAUGGUCGAUGACAGAUGAGAUUGUGUUUGAUAAUUUCUUGAUCACAGAUGACAAAGCUGUCUCCAGUUCUUACACAGCACAAACCUGGGAGAUAAAAUCUGCACAAGAGAAAGUUGUCUCUGGAGGGAAGGGGCUUUGGGCAUCUAUAAGAGGAGCAGCAGACGAGAGACCAUGGCUGUGGGCUGUUUAUGUUGUUGUUCUCUUACUUCCAGUUUUACUACUCUCCAUCUGUCUCUGUCCAAGAAGUGGACCAAUCAAGCCAGAGGUGUUAGAAGCACAAAGAAAGAAAACUGAUGAGCCUUCACCAGAUGAUAAAGAGGCUGAAAAUAAAGAAGAGGAAGUAGGACCCAAGGGAGAUAAUCAAGAAACAGUUAAGAAAACUAAAAAGUCUGAUUUAGAUGUAAAAGAGGAAAGCAGUCAAGAUGAAGAGGGAGAUGAUGAAGGAGAGGAGGAAGAAAAAACGGAGGAUAAAUCAGCGGAUUCUACCAGACGUACAUCACCAAGAAAACGAAAACCUAGGAAAGAAUGAUGAAGUUCAAGAUUAGUUUAUGAAAAAAUUAUCAUUUGCAUGAAGAUCAAGUUUAGUUUGAUAUGAAAGGAUAUCAAGAGGAAAUCAUCCAACUAUUUACGAUGUUAAAAACAUCAAGAUUAUCACAUCUGUCAUUUGUAAUAUAAAAAUUUACAUUCAUUUUAUCAUGUUUAUAUUAAAAUCGAUGGUUGAUGAUAGUGAAAUUUGUUGUGUUGCAUUUUCUUUGUGGGGAUUAUUUUUUAAAUCACUGUAAUUGCAACAUCAGUGAGAAUUUUUUAUUCCUGGUGUCUUAGAAUGCAAAAUAUAUUAGCUGGACACUUUGAUAUAAAUUGUUGCUUUCUACAAAUCAGUUUUUAAUAGAGUAGAUGCCAAAAUAUGAUGAGGGAUUUAUAUUGUUCAAUUAUUGGAAUCAAAUCAAUGCUUUUGUUUUUAAACUUGCAAAUAAGAUGCGUAGAGAAAAAUCUGGCAUUUUUGAAAAAAAAAUUAUUUGGAUUAAAGUAACGCUAGUUGUUCUAAGAACGAAAAAUUAAAUUAUGAGUGGUCUAUGAUACAUCUAUUACAGUGAACAUAAGUAUAAAGUGAUCAUUAUCGCUUCAUUCAUUCCACUAAUUCUUCAUUUAUUCGUCGCAUUUACUUCAAUACCAGUUGCUUGGAUUAAAGUAGGCCCUAAGAAAAUUUAAGUACAUUAAGAAAGGGAAAACACUCUUCCAUUACCAAAACUAUUUUAGGGAUUUACCAUAGUCAAAAAUUGUCCUUGUCGUAUCUGUAUAAAUAAUAUGUGAGUUAAGCUUUAAAGACUGUUCGAAAUUUAUUGGGUUGGGGGAUGGAAGGCACUCAAAUUAAUUUAAUAUGGUUGGUUGCAUUUUUCUCAGAAUUUUGUAAGAGUUAUAAGUAAAAUAAAUUGAAAAAAAUAUUAUGGGUGGUCAGUGUAUUUCUUGAACAACCCUAAGAGGUUGUCUGGUUUUUAUUGAGAAAGUAUAUGAGAGCAAGUUGAGGAACAAAUUGGUUAAAUGUAAUUAAUACAGGAGCAUAAUAGCUUUUAUGUAUGUUUGUUUCAGCUUUAGUCUUUUAAUGUAAUUGCAACUAAGGAUAAUGCAUAAAUAAUUUGUAGAUUAAUUCUUGGUCCUAAAUUUCUGUUAAGUUAUAAUUUUGUUGGCAAAAACAGUAAAUAGUCAAUAUUUUUUCAUUGGAAUUUAAUUUAUUUGUACUGAAUGAGAUUCCUUGUAAUAGGUGGUUUUAUCUGGGUGAUUCCUGUGAAACAGAAUUUGAAUAAUCAAUGUUAUAAUACUGAGGAUUCAUUAUAAUUCGUUAGAUACCAAUUUUCGUGUAUUUCGUGGGUACAGGUGAACCACAAAUUCAAAUGUUCAACGAAUUACAAAUUUUCCAUAGACUUGUAUGCAGACUUAAGCAAAACCACAAAAUAAAAUAUCCACGAAAAUGUAAGUUUCCUCAAUCCACGAAAAUUGGUACCCACGAAAAUAAAUGAAUCCACAGUAGAAGCUUAGAAUAUAUGUAUGAAUAUAUUUGACACAAGUGUACAAGUGAUUUAUUGAGUUAUGUCCCUUAAUUAUUUAAUAACAAAUGAUGAUUUAUUGAAUGUAGGUUUUAUGUUAUGAUGUCUGAAUGAUUGGUUUUGUUUACCUGAUUUUGAAUUGGCUUAAAUUAACAAAGUUCACAUUCUGAGACUAUUUAACAUCUUGUUUUGUACCUAUUAACCUAUUGAUGUCGGAAAAGCAAUUGCUUUCGAUCCUGUUUUCUAUACAAAUUUAAUGGUAAAAUAUAAUUUUUUUGUAACUGUUGACCAGCUUGAGAUUGAUCCUAAGAGUGAUAAGUAUAGUGCCAUUAAGGGCUAUUCUACUUAACAUUCAUGGUACCACAGAUGGCCCCUUAAAAAGUUGCAUCUACCAUAAGAAGCCAUUUUUACUCAAGCUCAAAAUCAUAAUUUCAAAUAGGAUAAUUUUAUGUGAAGUAUUACAUGGUUUUGGUGGAGUACCCUUCCAUUGUGAGCUUAACAACUUAUAUAUUUAAAACUUGUGAUUUUUGUUGCUAUGAAGACGUAAAUGAAAUCCAGAUGUUUUAAUUCUUACAAUCAUAACCAGUUUGCAUGUUUAUUAUUAUUCAGAUAAUCAAUGUUACAGUUUUUAUGCUUUAUUUCAACUACAAGGGCACAAUCUAAUCAAAGGUUGCUUUACAGGCUAAUUUAAUUCAAAAUUUGUCAAGGUGAAGAUGGAUUUCUGCCUUUUUCAAUAUGAUAUUUUCAUAAUAUUUUCAGAUGGGAACACCAAAACAUUGCUAUUGGUUAGAAAUGCCCUAACCAAAGAAAAUUUACCAAUGAGGGAUACUAUUUUUACUUUGGUGAAUGAACAAUGAAAUUACACAUGAUUCUAUAGAUUGAGAAUUGAUGAAUCUCUCUCUAUCCCUAGCACUAAAAAAGUCACAUGCUAGCCCAAAUGAGGUAGAGAAACAGAUCAAUACACUUAAUUUUAUUAUCAGUGCCAUUAACAUUCCAAAAAUAAUGUUUAAAGAUAUCAUAUCAAAUGAUUUUCUUUAAUCUGUUUUGCACAUAGCUUGAUGUAUCGGCUCUCCUCAGUUUCUAUAUGCUAAAGAACAUUUCAGAACUUCUUUUGAUUGAGGCAAUUAUUGCCAUUGAAGAAGUUGUCAAGGGAAGAUGAUAUUGAAGAAUCAAAGCAGAAAGCAUUAUUGUAUUUAGUAACUAAUUUAAUUGAAACUGAUCAAAAUCUAUUUAAACAAUUUUUAGGUGUUGAAAUCAAUAUAGUUCAUGUGGCAGCUCCUUUCAGGUGACGACAAUUUGUUCUAAAUUUCUUUUUGAGCACACACACUUGCCAAUUUUAUAAAUAGCUUAGAUUAGGUUUUAUUAAAUUGAUUACUAGCAAGAUAAUAUGUCAAUGAAUGUAUGCUUGAUUCAGUCUAUGGAAAUUUCGAUUUUAUUUAAGAAUGUAUAUUGUCUGUUAGAUGGCCAUUUCUGUAUUUAAUUACAUUUAUCAGAAAUAAAAAAAAACUGAAUAGUUUGUUUCUCAGGAAGCGUAAAAUUUGCAUCAAAACAGUUUGCUGAUUAAUUUCUUUUUUUUUUUAAAUUCUGGAAAUGUGUCAUUGUUGAUUGAGUCUGUAGUUCAAAAAAGGACAUUUUUUAAAACAUUUGACUGGCCCCCGUACAUCAGAUUUAAUAUGUUUCUGGCUGUGUUUGUAUGCCGUAUUGGCCUGGGGAGAGAUGAUUAAAUAUUUGCCCUGUUCACCGUUUGUGUUUAACAGCCUUGUACAGGGAAAUGUAAAUUCAAGGUCAAUUUUGGGAAAAACUGCCUUCCACAAACAUACCAAAAAUCAGACACAAAAAGAUUUUUCAAAAUAUUGUCAAAGCAUCUUUUAGAAAAUAUAAAAGUUUAAGAUUUUGCAAAGUUUAAAUUGUUUAAUAGGAAGCUUAAGAUUUAUUUUAUGAACUUACAUUAUUUUAUGUCUUAUUUGUUUCUACAUGUAUGUAUUGAUUUGGUUUGUACAUUUAUUAGAUUAUAUGCCACAAAUGUGUGUUAAAGUGUUAAUUUGUUUGUUUGAUACAUGUGCGUAUAUAAGGUCAACAUUUUUAUGUUGGGAUAGUCUUAUUUAGAUAUUGAUAGUGACUUAUGGUUUAUUGGGUAAUUUUAUAUAUUGAAUUCGCUUUGUUUUUUCAACCACAAAUUACAAAGUUUUGAAACAAUUAUCCAUGGAAACUAUCAUAGUUUGUGUUCCACCAUUUUUUUUUGAAACAGUACAUUUAUACUGCUUGUAUGUAAAUUCCUUUAGAAGUGAAUUGUUAAAAAUGAAAGGAAAAAAAAGUGAAAGAUGAUGUUUGAGUUGAAAAUAAAAUCUGUGUAUAUUUUAUAGACCUGCAGCUUUUUGUGAAAAGAGUUGAUGGAACUUUUAUAAAUUAACAAACAUGAAUCAAAUAGAUAUGAAUUGUAAUAAAAAUAACUUUGUAUUUUUUAGAGACCAGAGACGAGAAGUGAUAAGAAUUGGUUAAAAGUCCAUAAAUUAUUUUCAGAACACUGAACAAAUCUUUAAAAAAUGGAAGUUCAGAGAAAUGAAUUUGAAUAUCACAAUCUCUUUACUAUCAGAUAUUUUGUUACUUACACAAAUAUCCUCAGGCCAAAAUCCAAAUACAUAGUGAAUAAAAACCAAAAAAGCCAAAAGUGUGCAAGCUUAGCUUUGUCUCAGAAAGUUUAAACCAUACUUACCAUAAUUCUAGAAUAUUGAAAUUGAAAGUUGGUAGUUUUUAGUUCACCAAUGUUAUGUAGAUCCAGUGAGUUCUGUAAAUUUGAGAUUUCUUACCUGAUGUUUAGUUUAAAGAUUAUCUAUAGUUCUGAAAACGAGAGUGAGUUUCUCGGCUACAAUCUCAUUGAAGAAAGAGGAGAUGUAGCCAAGAAACUUCCUGGAGUUGAAAGACCAUAUAUCUGUUUAUUGUUAUUUUCCUAGGCAGCGUCAACACUCUAUUCCACUGAGAAAAACACAUGCUAGACAAUUAUCUUUAGAUGGAAAAUUAUAUCACAAAGAUCAAAAGAAAAUUGAAGAAAGUAAAAGCAAUUAAAAACAAUUUAAUUUCAGCAGCUUACAAUUUUUAAAAAGAAACCAUAAAAAUAUAUAGUCUAAAAAGAUCAAGCAUGUGAAGGUUUUAAGCUGUAACACUUUAGACCAUAGUAUUGGUAGAAACGAUGCAUAUAUUUUUUUGUAUUAUUUAUUUUAAAUAGAGGAAACAAAACCAGAACUUAUAUAUGCAAUGUGAGUGUUGUUGAGAAAAUGUUAUUUGUGGAAUGAUAACUAGACUUGUAUUUGUACAUUGUUACUUUAAUGAAUAAUAAACAGCUAAUAUCUAUACAAA
This is a messenger RNA of Mytilus californianus (California mussel), 6726 nucleotides long. Its product is annotated as calnexin-like. Bases 81 to 1859 code for a protein of 592 amino acids. Gene Ontology annotation, molecular function: calcium ion binding. Gene Ontology annotation, cellular component: endoplasmic reticulum; endoplasmic reticulum membrane. Gene Ontology annotation, biological process: protein folding. The record is from RefSeq and is a predicted model, not a curated record. NCBI's taxonomy places the organism in Eukaryota, Metazoa, Mollusca, Bivalvia, Mytilida, Mytilidae. The transcript has 21 exons.